This is a messenger RNA of Porites evermanni, 12747 nucleotides long. The record is from the annotation of a GenBank genome assembly. Lineage: Eukaryota; Metazoa; Cnidaria; Anthozoa; Scleractinia; Poritidae.
AUGUACAGUUUGGUGUUUUUUGUUGCCAUUUGUACUCUUGGCUUAGCCUUUGAAUGCAAGUUUAACGGAGAAGUGAAGAACGAAGACAAACUUCAGGUUCAUCUCGUUCCACAUACCCACGAUGAUGUAGGAUGGCUGAAAACUGUGGAUGAGUAUUUUUACGGAUCUAAUAAUUCUAUUCAGCAUGCUGGAGUACAGUAUAUUUUAGAUUCAGUUAUCCCUCAGCUAAUUGCAGAUCCUAAAAAGCGGUUUAUUUACGUGGAAAUCGCUUUCUUUGAGCGAUGGUGGAAUGAACAAAGCGAUGCCAUGCGAGCGGAAGUGAAGAAACUUGUUCAAGAAAAAAGGCUGGAGUUUAUAAACGCAGGUUGGUGUAUGAACGAUGAAGCUGCCACACAUUACAAUGCAAUUAUUGAUCAAAUGACUUAUGGACUGAACUUUGUAGAAAAGACAUUUGGAUCGGAUGCAAGACCUCGAAUAGCUUGGCAUAUCGAUCCAUUCGGUCACUCAUCUGAACAAGCAUCAAUCUUUGCACAAAUGUCAUUCGACGGAUUUUUCUUUGGCCGUAUCGAUUACGCUGACAAAAGCCUUCGUCUGAAGGAGGAAAGAAUGGAACUAGUUUGGAGAGGAAGCAGCAAUCUUGGACAAGAUUCUGAUAUUUUCACUGGGGUACUUUACAAUAUUUAUAAUCCACCUAAAGGAUUUUGUUAUGAUCAAUUCUGUACUGACAACCCAGUCCAAGAUGACCCUAACCUGUAUGAUAACAAUGUCAAGGACACAGUGGAAAGAUUUGUUCAAACAACAUGCAAGCAAGCCUCACACUACAAAACAAACCAUAUCAUUUUGACGAUGGGUUCAGAUUUUAUGUAUGAAAAUGCAAACUUAUGGUACAAGAAUCUGGAUAAGCUGAUUAAAUAUGUAAAUGAUGUAGGUACAAACCUGUUCCCUUCUGGGCCGGGUUGUUCAAAGCAGAGUUAAGAUAACCCAGGGUUAGUGCGAAAUUUGAAUUCAGAUAUGAAAGCUUAAAAAGCAAAUUCAGUUUUAAUCUUUUUGCCUACAAUUUGAUGAUUGGAUGCUCUAAAAAGAAUAGAGAAAAUUAUCCGGGAAAAUCCUUUUGAACGAAAGAAAAAGAAACCCAGGUUAAAAUUUAACCCUGGGUUAGCGCUAAUCGGCCUUCGAACAACUGGGCCCAGGUUUUUAGUUCUUUACCAUUGAUUAUCAAAUGAGUAGUGUUUGAUGGAAGUUUAGUAACCACAUUUUUUACCAUUUAUAAAAUUGUGUUUUUGUUCACAAACUUAGUUUCAACUCAGCCUUUGAUGUCGUCAACAACAAAGUGCAUUAGACUGUGAGAUAUAAGUGUUUUUUUAAUUACCUUUUGCUCAAUGGUUAUCUCUUUAAUUUAACCUGAGACCAAGCCAAAUAUUAGCAGCUCUCGUACAUUCUCUCUUACAUUGACGCUCUUUCUUUUUGUUUCAUCAUGCAUGGAAUGUUGUAUAUUUACCAAGCAAAACAAAAUAGACUGCUCUGUUAUUAUCUUUUAUUUAUUUCACACUCUUUGUGGUUAUUGGCAUCAAAGGCUGAUGUGUUGCCCCUGAAAAUGGAACAACUUGUUAAAACAAGUGGAUAUAAAACAUCUGUUGUGGUUACUCAGCUGAUAAGUGCAGUGUAGUUGUAUGUGGUCGCUGAUAACCUGGUUUGGACAAGGAAAAUUGAAGAUCUUUUAAGUGUUUUAAUCAACUUAGAGAGGGUAAGAAUGAAUUUUCACAGGUGCCUUCAUUUGAUCAUUGUGCAAGAUUAAUUGCAGGUAUAGUGGUGAAUUCAUGGGUAGGGAAAGGAGCUGAAUUCCCUGUUAAUACACCCAUGAGGCUGGACGAUUUUUACGUAAUUUAUAAAGCUAAUUUGUACGAUCAUUUAUGAAGGGCAAUGUAGCUAAAAAUUAAUAGAAAGUAAGGAUCUGUUGAAGCGAGCUUUAAAAAACGUAAACCAAUCCCAGCACACUUUCUCUGGAAAGUGCAUGGACCCUUGAGAAACUUAGAGCAAAAACUGGGACGCAAGACUUCAGAAAAGAUCCUCCAAAAAGGAAAAGCUCCUAGAUUUAUUAGAACAAACUCUUCAGUUUUUUCUCAUGAGGAUAACAUGCUUCCAUGUUAGAGACUACCACCAAAAUCUCAUAGGAAAAAUUACCACUGAGGUUAAAUUUGCUGAACAGAAGUCAGCUUUAAUACAAAAGGAUUUUUGUUACAACAUACCACCCUGCUGUUGCCUAAUCUUAAGAACACCUUAAGAUAAAAUGGCAUCUAAUUCAAAUCUAACUUUCACAAAGAGAAAUAUAUAAAGAGCCUCCACUUUUGUACUUAUUUUAGUACUAAGGUCAUGUAUUACACUAGUGACUCGCAUUUGGCCCUUUUUUUCUUUCUACUUAUGAUUGGCCGUUUAGUAAACAACCGCUUACUGCUGAUUGGUUCUAUGUUAAUUUGCACGUGAUUGUCAACUGAUAUUUGCGAACAAAGAGAAAGGUAUUUAACUGCUUGUUUCAGCAGAUGUUUGUAGGGAAAGAAUGCCUGAUGAAGCCCUAAGAACAUCUGCAUGAUUGAGAGGCUAGGUGAAGGUGUAAUGAUGAAGUGUUUAGUGCAGUGAAAGUUGGAUCCAAAUGUUUUUUUACUCAUCCUGUGGCUGUGAUUGUGAUGUUGUUGUGUUUCUGAUCAGUGACUUAAUGCCAACCGUUUAAGUAGUCUGAGCAAGGUUUCAUGCAGUUGGCAGGAAUAUUAGUUGUAAUGCUGUAUAGUGUACAUGGCCAGUGCCGGAUCCAGACCUUGAGAUAAGGGGGGGGGGGGGGGGAUUUGAGUCGAUUGUUCUAGAAUCUAUCACCAUAACUGAUUCUCAAACAGACGGUCUAAUCCUCAGAGAGAUAAAGUUCGUAUCAAUUAAUUUAAGCCUGCCAUAGUACGCCCACAAGAACGUCUUCUUUGAAGCCAAACUUGACACCAGUGCAUAUGGCCACUCAUUCUAUGGUGCAUUUAUUAUUUUUCUUAUUCAGUUGUGUUAUUCAUUUACUUAUAUACGAGGAAUCAUCAGUUUAAAAGUACAUACUAAAUAAUAGUAAAGUACUUAUAUCUGAUUUACAUGAUCGCCGUGUGGGAUAAUCGCAAUAACUUCAGCCCUAUCGUCAAAUGCAUCUGCAUAACCUAGAUUAUCAUGAAAACCUCAGACCCGGUUACUUGUCAGCAUCAGAUUUUACCCUAACUGCCUCGUCUUCUCAAAAAUCAAGUAUCAGGACGAUUUUAUCAUACCUUGUUCCUUCAGAAGGGAAAGCCCUCGAGCAUCCUUCUACGUCACAAACAUCCCCACGCCCAGCCGCCAUGGGCCUUCUGGUUAAUUUCAACUGACUUUACGCAGUUGGCAUUUAACUUUUCUUUUCAGGAAAACGUUUGCGUACUCGGUAACAAUAACGUUCCCAAGGAGCAGACCAUAAGGCCAUGAAAAAUCAGUAUCCCAAAUGCUUCAAUGAAGUGCGAGAGUUCAAAUAUACUGCUUGAUCUCUGUGUACCCCCGUUAGUCCAUUCACUGAUGUUUGAGCUCGUCAGCGAAAAAGGAACAGGACAAGAAGGCUAAAAUAGCGCAAUGGCAAAGAAAGGAGAACCUACAAAAUGUGUCAAUAGCCUGUUCUAUCGACUGCAAAACAGUCGGUUUUUUCUCAAAAUCGGUAAAGAUAUCGGUAAAGCGUGGUGCUAAUAAGCGCGCGAGCCUCAAACGCCCUUAGGGCGUGUGAGGCGACGUUUUUAGCCUCUCUCCCCAGUCUCGCUCUCCGUUUUCAGCCUCGUUCCAGACCUUUUGAUUGACUGCUCGUGCGUAGAAAGGUAACACGGGGAUGGAAAAUCGCUCCUCCCUCUGCGUCUCACCUCUCCAUGUGGCACGACGAUUUUCACGGGCGCCCGAGUAUUUCGCUCACUUAACUAUCCCGGCCAAGGAAAGUGAGGGGCUACUCGUAAUAGUUACUCGAUCACUCAAGGUAUGUAACUGGUUCUAGCUACAGCCGUGAGCGCUUCCGGCGUUUGUGUUUCCUGUGCUGAUGCUGUUACUUCCCGUUCACUGACAUGGUUUAUACAGAAUUUUGGGGGGAAAAACAAGGACUUUUCAAGGACUUCUUUUCCCUGUACUUUGACAUAGAAUGACACGAAGUAAAGAUCUUUCAAAUUCGUACGUGGAAGGGGUUUACUUAUUGCAAUACCUUCGCCCAAGAAGGCACGGUUCCUAGGGUACUUCAAAUAACGGAAAAUGAACUAUGCCGGGAACAUUGGAAUCAUGAGAAAACACACUUCCAUGAUCAACAAGAAAAUUUACGUACUCCUGUGCUUUCAAGCUUUCCUUUGGGCAAAACACUUUUUUAACAAAAGUUAUUUUUAUUCAAACAGCUUUCAAAAAAUAUUCAAGGACUUCUGUGGAAAACUCAAGGACUUUUUAAGGAUAUCCCACAAUUUUUCAGUUGUCAAGGACUUUUCGAGGACAUGAUGCUUUUUCAAGGACUUUUCAAGGCCCGUGCGUGUCACAAUAAAGUGGUGUUAAACUCAAAUUCAGGUUACGGCGAUGCAUACUUAUUGCAACUACAACUAAUAGUAUACUCUUUAAAUAUUCAGAGAUUUCAUUUUACUUACUUGAUCAGUUAAAGUAAGCAUAAGCAAGAGCCAUGUUAUGGCUCCGUAUGGUAUAUGGAGUAAAGAAAUGUAGUCAGAAGAUUUGAUAGACCAAACGGGGCACUGGACACUAGUAGUGCCAGACCCACCCGACCCUUAUUAACGCCUGUCAUAAGUUCAUAAGUCUACAAAAAUAUCUCGUGACUAACAGAUGACUUUACAGUUGGGGCAGUGAUUCACUUUUCCAUCGCGUCAAGAUGUACAGUUUGGUGUUUUUUGUUGCCAUUUGUACUCUUGGCUUAGCCUUUGAAUGCAAGUUUAACGGAGAAGUGAAGAACGAAGAUAAACUUCAAGUUCAUCUCGUGCCACAUACCCACGAUGAUGUAGGAUGGCUGAAAACUGUGGAUGAGUAUUUUUACGGAUCUAAUAAUUCUAUUCAGCAUGCUGGAGUACAGUAUAUUUUAGAUUCAGUUAUCCCUCAGCUAAUUGCAGAUCCUAAAAAGCGGUUCAUUUACGUGGAAAUCGCUUUCUUUGAGCGAUGGUGGAACGAACAAAGCGAUUCCAUGCGAGCGGAAGUGAAGAAACUUGUUCAAGAAAAAAGGCUGGAGUUUAUAAACGCAGGUUGGUGCAUGAACGAUGAAGCUGCCACACAUUACAACGCAAUUAUUGAUCAAAUGACUUAUGGGCUAAACUUGGUGGAAGAGACUUUUGGAUCGGAUGCAAGACCUCGAAUAGCCUGGCAUAUCGAUCCAUUCGGUCACUCAUCUGAACAAGCAUCAAUCUUUGCACAAAUGUCAUUCGACGGAUUUUUCUUUGGUCGUAUCGAUUACGCUGACAAAAGCCUUCGUCUGAAGGAGCAAAGAAUGGAACUGGUUUGGAGAGGAAGCAGAAAUCUUGGACAAGAUUCUGAUAUUUUCACUGGGGUACUUUACAAUGGUUAUAAUCCACCUAAAGGAUUUUGUUAUGAUCAAUUCUGUACUGACAACCCCGUCCAAGAUGACCCUAACCUGUAUGAUAACAAUGUCAAGGACACAGUGGAAAGAUUUGUUCAAACAACAUGCGAGCAAGCCUCACACUACAAAACAAACCAUAUCAUUUUGACGAUGGGUUCAGAUUUUAUGUAUGAAAAUGCAAACUUAUGGUACAAGAAUCUGGAUAAGCUGAUUGAAUAUGUAAAUAAUGUAGGUACAAACCUUUUCCCUUCAAGUAUUUAGUUAUUCACCAUUGAUUAUCAAAUGAGUAGUGUUUGAUGGAAGUUUGGUAACCACACCUUUUAUCAUUUAUAAAAUUGUGUUGUUGUUCACAAACAAAUUAAUUUUUCUGAUUCUUAGUUUCAACUCAGCCUUUGAUGUCGUCAACAGCAAAGUGCAUUAAACUGUGAGAUAUAACUGUUUUUUUAAUUACCUCUUCCACAAUGGUUAUCUCUUUAAUUUAACCUGAGACCAAGCCAAAUAUUAGCAGCUCUCGUACAUUCUCUCUUACAUUGAUGCUUUUUCUUUUUUUCAUCAUGCCUGAAAUGUUAUAUAUUUACCAAGCAAAACAAAAUAAAGCCUGAUCUGUUAUUAUCUUUUAUUUAUUUUACACUCUUUGCUGUUAAUGGCAUCAAAGGCUGAUGUGUUGCCCCUGAAAAUGGAACAAGUUGUUAAAACAAGUGGAUAUAAAAUGUCUGUUGUGAUCACUCAGCUGACAAGUGUAGUGUAGUUGUAUGUAGUCCACUGAUAACAUGUUUUGGACAAGGAAAAUUGAAGAUAUUUUAAGUGUUUUAAUCAACUGAGAGAGGGUAAGAAUGAAUUUUCACAGGUGCCUUCACUUUAUCAUUGUGCAAGAUUAGUUGCAGGUAUAGUGGUGCAUUCAUGGAUAGGGGAAGGGAGCUGAAUUCUCUGUUAAUACACCCAUGAGGCUGGACGAUUUUUACAGUAAUUUAUAAAGCUAAUUUGUAGGAUCAUUUAUAAAGGACAAUGUAGCUAAAAAUUAAUAGAAAUUAAGGAUCUGUUGAAGCGGGCUUUAAAAAACAAAGACCAAUCACAGCACACUUUCUCGGGAAAGUGCAUGGACCUUGAGAAACUUAGUGCAAAAACUGGGAUGCGAGACUCCAGAAAAUGUCAGCAAAGACAAAAAAGGUUUCCAAAAAUGAAAAGCUCCUAAAUUUCUUAGAACAAACUCUUCAGUUUUUGCUGAUGAGGAUAACAUGCUUCCAUGCUAGAGACUAUUACCAAAAUCUCAUAGGAAAAAUUACCACUGAGGUUAAAUUUGCUGAACAGAAGUCAGCUUUACUACAAAAAGGAUUUUUUUUACUACAAAAAGGAUUUUUGUUACAACAUACCGCCCUGCUGUUGCCUAAUCUUAAGAACACCUUAAGAUAAAAUGGCAUCUAAUUCAAAUCUAACUUUCACAAAGAGAAAAUAAUAUAUAAAGAGCCUCCACUUUCGUACUUAUUUUAAUACUAAGGUCAUGUAGUACACUAGUGACUCGCAUUUGGCCCUUAUUUUUUACUUAUGAUUGGCCUUUUACUAAACAACCGCUUACUGCUGAUUGGUUCUCUGGUAAUUUGCACGUGAUUGUCAACUGAUAUUUGCGAACAAAGAGAAAGGUAUUUAACUGCUUGUUUCAGCAGAUGUUUGUAGGGAAAGAAUGCCUGACGAAGCCCCUAAGAACAUCUGCAUGAUUGAGAGGCUAGGUGAAGGUGUAAUGAUGAAGUGUUUAGUACAGUGAAAGUUGGAUCCAAAUGUUUUUUUACUCAUCCUGUGGCUGUGAUUGUGAUGUUGUUUUGUUUCUGAUCAGUGUCUUAAUGCCAGCUCUUUAACAGGAAUAUUAGCCAUAUUUACCCCCCUGUAAUGCUGUAUAGUGUACAUGGCCAGUGCCAGAUCCAGACCUUGAGAUAAGGGAGGGGGGGCCUGGUCAUCCAGACCCUUACAUAAGGAGGAGGAGGCCUAGUCUCCCAAAAGAAUUUUUUGGCCCUUCGGGCUUCAGUUUGGUUUUAAAAAAAGGGGAGGCGGCCCCCCACGGGCCCCUUCCCUAGAUCUGCCACUGAUGGCUAAGCUUUAUAUUUUUUGAUCGGGAUAAAAUUUUGUGAGAAAUGCUGCACUUAAAUGUAUAAACCUGAUAAAGAACAUGUUACCCUGUAAAUGAUUUGAACCCCAGCUAGAGGUCAUAUCAUAUUACAGGUAGCAGGUGUAGCCAUGGAUUGGACAUGUGAGUGUUUUCAAAUAUGACCAGUUAUUGUUGACACUGUGAAUGAUGUUUUAAAAAUCUGUGCAUCAUCAGAUUUGAAGUUAAUUGUUACAUCAUUUAUGGUUGAUGAUGUUGAACUCUGGUUUUGACCUGAUUGGUCAACUAAGAACAUGUGGUCUGGUAAAACCCAUUGGCUACUAGUAUGAAAAUUGCAAGCUACAUGUACCCUGGAAACAACAAUAAGAAAGAAAGAUCUCAGUUAUUUAAUACUUAAAUGCAAGAAAGCUUGCCUAAAAUUAAAAACUAUAAUGUUUUCUCCUUUAGGAUGGCCGUGUGAAUGCUUUCUACUCUACACCAACACUUUAUUUAGAUGCUCUUCACAAAGCUAAUCAGACAUGGGAAUUGAAGACUGAUGACUUUUUUCCAUAUGCAGACUGUCCACAUUGUUACUGGACUGGUUAUUUUACCAGCCGACCAGCUCUUAAACGAUAUGUUCGACUCAACAACAAUUUGCUUCAGGUUAGUUAUUGCCCGAUAAUGUGCCCCCAUAGUGUAUUAUGUUGUUAAUUCACCCAAUAUGAAGGUAACAUUCUGUUCAGACAAACAAAGAAAAAAGGACUGGNAACAUUUUGUUUAAAAAAAAAAAAAAAAAAGGAAAGGAAAAAAAAAAGAAAUUGGGAAGAAAUUUUGGAGACGUAACGGGGGGGGAAGAAAUUUACUUUUGGGUUGUUUGGUGGGGUGGUUCUUGGGGGAAUCAAACCCUUAACAGGUUUUUCACAAAAAAAGAAGGGGCCCCCCCCCCCCCCCCCCCAUGCAAUAUGAUUUUGUGAUGCAAAAUAGCAAAUUACAUUAUUUUUUAUCUCACGUCUCAAAAUUUGACUUAGCCAGGGUUAGGGUUGACUUUUAAUGCAUGCCGUCAUAUAAGUGUGGCUUACUUUAUAUCAAUUCAGCUGCACUUAUCAGUAAAAUUCCUGGAGGUAAUUUAAUAUUGCUUGUCAAAUAUUUCAGGUGUGCAAGCAGCUAGAGUUAGUCAAUGGAUCUGGAACUGGCAAAAAUGGCCCAACUUCAGACACUCUGCGUCGAGCUGUGGGAGUAGCUCAACAUCAUGAUGCUGUGAGUGGUACUUCCAAACAACAUGUCGCUGAUGAUUAUGCCAAACGACUCGCCAUUGGUGCUGCUGAAUGCCAGGUAUGAAAGUCAAAUCAUUCUCCUGAUAAUUCGUAGUUUUUUAAUUUAAUUUUGGCCAAAAACUUCUUAAAGGUAAAAACUGAAUGAAUGAAAUGAUGUGGAUGAGAGGACAACAGGCGUGUCCUCUUUACAUUAUUUAAUGUAACAUGUUAACAGUAAGCUCGGAUGUCACCAUACAAGGAAGCUACUGGCAGCCUCUAUCAGUCAAUUCAUGACCUUACUCAACCCACCCACAGCCCAUGAUUAUGGAUGAUGUGUGAAACUUCCCUCCUUUGUUUUGACCAGUAGUGUAUGGUUCUUUUACGUCCCCUCCGACUUAAAACCACUCAAUAACGCGUUCAUCUGAAUUGAGGUCUACAAGAUGUUAAAUCACGAUCACAGCCAGUAUUAGCCUGUUCCAGGCAUUCCGAUAGUGGAGCGCAGCGCUAAGGAAGAGAGCAAGAAAAAAAUAAGAAGGAAAAGAGGGAGAGGGAGAGAGGAGGGUACACUCUUAUCCCGCUACCCCCUACCCUGCCCCCUUGUUAUUUUUUUUUCUGCUUACAUCUCUUUGCACUGUCCCCAUGAUUUGAAUGCCUGGAACAGGCUAAGCCAGUAUCAACUCACCUUUGUUUAAAGACUUUGGUAGUUGGUCUGGCCGACAUCCUGCUCGGCAGACGGGUGCUCUCCCAACUGAGCUAACCGGGUUAUAAAUCCUUUUUUUCCUUUUUUUGUUUGUUUCAUUUUUGUCAUGGCCUUUUAUUGUUUAAAACACCUUUUUCGUUUUUUCACCGUUGUGUAAGGCUCUGACUGAAACUGUUUUGUGGAAGAAUAUUGAAGAAUGUUUGUGGCCGGUUAUUUCGGUUCAUGAGAAUGAAUGCCUGUUACAUCUUGCGGGCCUAUUACCGACAGGAAGUCGGUUAACUGCACUUUUAUUUAUGUAGCUUUCUGUUCUCUUUCAAGAUUUUGUCUCUACGUAGAUCCGAGUUCAAAGAUCCUUGUAUGGUUAGAGUGUCAUAACGCUCUCUUGAAAUACAACUUGUAAAGUUACUGUUUUGAAGAGUUUAAAUUAAUUUCAACGUGAAUUUAUUUAAACACAUUUCCCAACAAUUAUGGCCUUUUAUGAUUCAACGAUUUGUAAAAAAUACCGCAGAACUUCUAUCAUGAUCACCGUCAUUAUAAAAAAAAAACAUUGGAUAAUGCAAUUCUAGAGCUCUGAUUGGCUUAGCCAUCAUGGUAUAUGAGCCAUUAUACCAUGCUCUCCAAAUAUGGUAACUGUACGAGUCUGCUCAAAAUUAAAAACAAGCUGAAAAUCAGUUGUUUUUACAAAUAAAGUAGGGAAGAAUUCUCGAUAUUUUAUGGGCGUUUUUAAUAAAACAAUUAUUCCACUCGCACUUGUUGGAUAUGAGACGAUUAUAGCCAACUCAUAUCCAACGUUCGCUCGUGGAAUAAUUGUUGAUUGACAUGUAUCAUCAUCAUUAUCACAGUCUUGUUUUCUUCACCGUCAUUAAAAAAUUUAAUUUUUACCAACUUAGUUGAUUUAAAUCUCUUUACGUUUUUUUUGACAAACAACACUAAUAGUUAACGAAAUACAACUCUAACAUCCAAAAUAAAUCUAAAUGCCAGUUUACUUUAUGUUACCCUGUUGUUAUUAUUAUCAUCACGUCACCGACAUUAUCGUCGUCAUCAUCAUUGCUGUGAUCAUUAUUGUCUUUCCCAUAAUCGUCAAAACGAUCAUCAUUAACAACCAAUAUCACCAUCAUUUCAUCACUACGUGUACGCAGACCAUAUAACAAGCCGUAAUUGUUUGUGUGUUGUUUGCAGGACUUGAUCGCUGAUGUCCUCGGCAAAUUUACAGUGAAAAACUCUGGAACUCAGCCCCCUGAUUUGAAGUUCUGUGACCACCUUAACAUCAGCGUGUGCGACGUCACUGAGCAAAACAAGUCCUUUACUGUGACGGUGUAUAAUCCUAUUGCACGUGACGUAACUACUGUGCUUCGACUUCCGAUAGCAAGCAGCGCAAUGGCUGUUUAUGGACCCCAUGGAAAAUCGAUCAAAAGCCAAAUACUGCCAAUCUCUGACGCCACGAAACAGCUCCGUAAAAUUCAGAAACAAGCGAGUACCUCUUCCUUUGAAAUUAUUUUCAACGUCAAAAUUCCUGCUCUCGGCUUUGCCACCUACUUUGUGAACUCAACCACGUCGUCUCGUCUAAAAGACUUGUUCCGAGCUCCCGAGAAAAAGUUCUACGCAGAUGCCGACGAAAUGUCCAUCGAGAAUGAAUUUAUUAAGCUUUCGUUUACGUCUAAGACUGGUGAUUUGAUAAGCAUGACCGAUAAAAGCUCCAAGGUUACCACCGCUGUGAAACAGGCUUUCUACUGGUACAACGCGAGCACUGGAAACAAACAAUCCAAGCAGCCCUCCGGAGCCUACAUCUUCAGACCAAACAAAAGUGAACCGAUCCUAAUCUCACAGGGACGGAAGACAGAACUCUUCAAGGGUCCCCUGGUGCAGGAAGUGCGUCAAGUAAUAUCUCCUUUCGUCAGUCAGGUGAUUCGACUUUACCCUGGUCAGCGGCAUGCAGAGUUUGAGUACACAGUUGGACCCAUUCCCAUCAGCGACAAUUUGGGCAAAGAGGUGAUCACUCGCUUUGAUACUGAUAUCAAAUCUACGAAGCUCUUUUACACUGACGCAAAUGGCAGGGAAAUGCAAAAACGCGAGUUAAAUUUCCGUCCCACGUGGAAGCUGAACGUUACAGAGCCAGUUGCUGGCAACUACUAUCCAGUCAACAGUCGAAUAUACAUCAAGGACGACGCUAAACAGUUAACAGUCCUGACUGAGCGUUCCCUGGGUGGGUCCAGCCUUAUGGAGGGCUCCAUGGAAAUCAUGUUGCACAGACGUCUGCUUGUAGAUGACUUAAGAGGCGUAGGCGAGGCCCUAAACGAGCCUGGAAUCUCCGGUAAGGGCUUGAUUGUCCGAGGGAAACUGUGCCUAACUCUAGCGCCGCCCCAGUCCUCUGCUGCUCUUCAUCGUGAACUCGGCGAGCUGAUGUUGCUCGAGCCUGUGCUUGCUUUCGCGCCAAACAGCCUCACUUUCAACAAGUGGACGAGCCAAUAUAACUCCUUGCACAGCGGUCUAAACCGUGAGCUUCCCGCUAACGUGCAUCUGCUGACCUUAGAAACCAUGGGCGACUCAGCGCUGAUCAGAGUGGAGCAUCAGUACGAGGCUGGCGAGGACGCUAAGCUGUCGCAGCCAGUUAACAUUUCACUUGAAGGUCUGUUUACUGAUUUUGAGAUUGAGUCCAUGACGGAAAUGAACCUGUCUGCAAAUCAGCUUCUGAAGGAUAAAGAACCUCUUCACUGGAAUAUUAAAACAAGAAAGGAAGCAGGAAAGAAGAAAAAGAGGAUGAUUUCACGGGCGGCCACUGAUUUAAACGUGCAUCUGACACCCAUGCAGAUUCGCACAUUUAAAGCUGUCGUUAAACGUCACAGCAACACAUUAUCGCGUUAUUAUAAGUACUAAGUUCGCCUGAAAUACACAGAUAACGCUUUUUGAUAGUUCUAAACUACCAUUUUGCUUUAUUGAUAUAUAAUGCUUUUGUUUUUACAAAGUUUCGUAAAAUCCUCACAAUCCUUUUGUAUGAAAAUUGUAAAAGCGAAUGAAUAAAUAAUUACAGUGAUUAAACAUCUGUGCUUUACUUUGAAAAUCCCUUAACUUUUAUCCUUGGCAGCUUGAAUUAUAGAAAAUGCGAGAAAGUCUUAAUAAAUGAAUAAGAAAACUUGCAGGA